Messenger RNA from Lactuca virosa, 5681 nucleotides. The record is from the annotation of a GenBank genome assembly. Lineage: Eukaryota; Viridiplantae; Streptophyta; Magnoliopsida; Asterales; Asteraceae.
CACAUGAAAACAACCAAACAAACUACAGUUCAUUUAGGGCUUUUGUACUAGAUUUGAAAUGAUCUUCUUCUCACCUCCAUUUUCAGCUCGAUAUUCUACUAGAUUAUCUUGAUCUUGCGUCUAGUAUACUGUUUGGUUCUCCUUCUCUUUUCAGAUUAUUGGUUUUCGUUUCUUGAUUCAUAAUGAUAAGAGAUUCGAAGCUCUCGCGACGAAAUUCCGGUAAAAAUCUUAAUUUCGAAGAAACUGAAAAUGUGCCGGUGAAUGUUAACAUUCGUGAGUCAUCGAUUCGUCGGAUGAGCAUCGACUCUUGUUCCAGGCCUCCAUUGAACUCAAUUCAAGAACCCCUUCAAAACCCUAGUAAACCAGCUCAGGAACCAGGGUUCAGAAGCUCAAAAACACAUAGAACACCGACUAAAGCUAAAAGUAGGCAUCAGGAAUCUGCGAUGACAAUGAGAACUCCAGAAAAGCAAGGGGUUUUAGCUAGAGAUCGAUUUGGGUGGGGCAAUGAUUCAACUGUGAAUACUCCUAGGUCAUGUAGGACCUUGGGAAGAGCUUCUUUGGGGUUUCCGGAGCUUAAUUCUGCACAUUCUACACCUACAAAAACUGUAACCAAGCCUCCAAAUCCAGGGUUAAUUUAUGGAGGUAACUCUAGGCCUCCUGUUCGUACUGGAAACUUUGCUGCUUUAUCUAAAGGAAUUCCUGUAACAUCCAACACUUGUACAACUGUAAAUACCAUCGAGGUCCCUCAUUUUGAUCUUAGAGAAGAUCCAUCAUUCUGGAUGGAUCACAAUGUUCAAGUUUUGAUUCGUAUCCGACCUCUCAAUGGCAUGGAAAUCACUUCACAAGGUUACAACAGGUGUCUAAAACAGGAAAGUGCACAAUGUUUGACAUGGGUUGGAAAUCCAGAAACUAGGUUUACAUUUGACCAUGUAGCAUGUGAAACAAUUGACCAGGAAACCCUUUUCAAGAUGGUUGGUGAGCCAAUGGUGGAGAAUUGCUUAUCUGGAUACAAUAGUUGUAUGUUUGCAUAUGGACAGACUGGAAGUGGGAAAACACACACAAUGCUUGGUGAAAUAAACAAUCUUGAAGUAAAACCUAGCCAAUAUCGUGGAAUGACACCUAGAAUAUUCGAGUUCCUAUUUUCAAGAAUCAUAGCGGAAGAAGGAAGUCGAAAGAAUGAAAGACUUACAUACAAUUGCAAGUGUUCUUUCUUGGAAAUCUACAACGAACAAAUCACCGAUCUUCUUGAUCCUUCAUCCACAAAUCUACAACUUCGGGAAGAUGUUAAAAAGGGAGUAUAUGUUGAGAAUUUAACCGAAUUUGAAGUUCAUACAGUGGGUGAUAUUCUUAGGCUUUUAAGUCAGGGUUCUGCAAACAGAAGAGUUGCUUCUACAAAUAUGAAUAGAGAAAGUAGUCGUUCACAUAGUGUUUUCACAUGUGUAAUUGAAAGUAGAUGGGAAAAAGAUUCAACAUCUAACCUAAGAUUUGCAAGAUUAAACCUUGUUGAUUUAGCUGGAUCAGAAAGGCAAAAGAGUUCUGGUGCCGAAGGUGAGAGGUUAAAAGAAGCUGCAAAUAUUAACAAAUCAUUAUCCACACUUGGUCAUGUAAUAAUGGUUCUAGUAGAUGGUGCUAAUGCAAGGACAAAACAUGUUCCCUAUAGAGAUUCUAGACUCACAUUCCUUCUUCAGGACUCAUUAGGUGGAAACUCAAAAACAAUGAUAAUUGCUAACGUGAGCCCUUCAAUAAGUUCUGCUACUGAGACUUUGAACACUUUAAAGUUUGCACAACGUGCAAAACUUAUUCAAAACAAUGCUGUGAUUAAUGAAGAUGCAUCAGGAGAUGUUGAAGCACUUCAACAUCAGAUUCGACUUCUAAAGGAGGAGCUUGUGUCUCUUAAACGCCUCAACAUAUCAAGAUCACUAACAAAUAAUUCAAAAAAUGAGAAUUGUAGCAAUGAAAGUUCACAUGAUAAUUAUGAAGAUGAUGAUGAAAAAAUCCUAAGAGUUUCUUGUAAACAGUUAAAAUCAUUAGAGACUUCAUUGAAUGGAGCUUUAAGAAGAGAGCAAUCUACUGAAAAUUCUAUAAAACAACUUGAAGCAGAAAUAGAACAAUUGAAUAGCCUGGUGCAUCAAAGGGAGGAGGAAAACAGGUGUACAAAAAUGAUGUUGAAGUUUAGAGAAGAUAAAAUACAAAGGAUGGAGUGUCUUUUAUCUGGAUCACUGAGUGUUGAUUCUUAUUUGUUAGAAGAAAACAAAAUGGUGAAUGAAGAAAUCAAGAUUCUUCGUGGAAAAGUUGAGAGGAAUCCUGAAGUGACACGUUUUGCAGUGGAAAAUAUUCGGCUUCUUGAACAACUUAGAAGAUUUCAAGAUUUUUAUGAAGAAGGGGAGAGGGAAAUGUUGUUGACUGAAGUUUCUGAAUUGAGGGAUCAGUUGACUUUGUCUCUUGAUCAGAAUUUGAAUCAAAGUAUUGAAAAGGAAAGUACACAAGACAAAAAACAAGAUGAUUUUCUUCAACUUGAGUUAGAGAAAUGCAUGGAGAAAAAUGCAAAACUCUGCAGGGAAAUUGCCGAUUUAAAUGAUUUACUAGAAAUGCAAAAAUCUGAGGUCAUAAAGGAUGAAAUUCUUGCAAAUAACACCAAAGAAAUACUGGAUUUACAAUUGGAGGUUGAAAUUUUGAAAAUUAUUCUCAAAGAGGAGAGAUCGAUUCAUGUUGAAACAGAUGAAAAGUUUUUGUUAAUAACAAAACAAUGUGAAAACUUAAAAGAAGAGCUUCAAGAAGCCAAAUCAGUCAUUGAAGCUCUUGAGAUACAAAAUCUUGUAUCAAUCAAUGAGCUUGAAGAUCUCAAGAACAUUAAUAAUAAUCAGUAUUCUGAAAUCACUUCUUUGAAUGACAAAAUCUUAAGUCAAGAAUCAAAAGAGCAAACUUCAUUAAACAAAGUGCAAGAUUCUCUUGAAAAAGCCAAGAAAUUGAAUACUUUUUACCAAAAUGAUCGAGUUUUUCAUGAGUCGGAUGAAGAACAAAUGGAUGAAGUAAGAAAACAAGUUGAGGCUGAAACUAGUGAGGUUAUAGUCUGCUUACAAGAAGAACUUUGCAAUUUUCAGAAAAAAAUGCAAGAAAAUAGUUUAAAAGAGAGAGAAACACAACAAGAAUUGAUCAUUUUGCAAGAGAAACUAGAUGUUAUGAGUGAAUGCAAUAAAACAUUAAGAGAAAAGUUUGAAGAGAAAGAUAGAGUUUUAUUCAGUUUAUGUGAAAAGAUUGAAGAGGUUCUUAGUGUUGGUGAUAUGGCUCUUGAUGAUGUCAUGAAUCGGUUUGUAAAUGGAAAACAAGAAUGGGUUUCAGAGAAAUUAAAGAUUAUUGCAAGAAAUGUAUAUGAAAAGGAGUUAAGGAUUGAGGAAUUGAAUUCAUGUUUAGAGGAUGCAAAAAGAAAAAGUAAUGAAAUGGAGUCGAUGUUGAGGUCAUUAAGAGGGGCAAUUUUGGUAAUGUCAGAAGCACACCAACAAGAUUGCAACAAAAAAGAUGAAGAAAUUGUUGAAAAGGAAUGUGAGAUUGAUAAGUUAAAAGAAAGUCUUAUAGAAAAAGAUUUUGCAAUUGAAGUGGAGUCUUGUUGUUACUUUGAUAAGUUUUUAGAAACCGAUUUUAUGAUUGAAGAAAUGAAGAUUGAGAUCUCAGAGAUGAAGAAAAAAGAAGUUUUUUUAAUAAACGAGAGAGAAAGUUAUUCGAUUCUUGAAACACAAAUUGAAACAGAUACAAUUUCAAUGAAGAAAGAAGUGGAAGAGAUUGAACAUAUGAUUCUUGAAAUCCAAGCUAAAAAUCAAGAUCUCAUACCAAAGCCAUCUGAUUUUGACAAUAUCAAGUCUUGUGUUCAUGAAAUGCUGACGUGGCAUGAGGAGAUAUGGUGUGAGAUAAUUGCAAAGGAUUGGGUUGUGUCUGUGUUACAUGUGUGUCACAUGGGAAUAUUAAUGGAAACAUUGAGUGGUUUGAAUGUAGAAAAGAGUCUACUUCACCAUGGAUUAUGUGAAUCGAAUGCUUUAGUAUCCGAGUUAAAAGGGCAAAAUGGUAAAUCAAGAAAAGAACUUGAAGCUUGUAGCAUGCUUAGAGGGAAGUUAUUGGUUGACAUCAAGAAUGGUUUUGAUCGAAUUUCAAGAAAAGAAGAAGAAACUGGAAACCUUUCGAUAAAAAUUACAAAUUUUGAAAAAAAGAUUCUUGAUUUACAAGUUAUGGAGGAAGCAAUGUUGGAAAGGUUUAAUCAUAUGGGAGAUGAGCUUUUUACAAUAAUGAAGGAAAUAAAUGUUAUUGAUCAAAAGCAACAAGAAAUGAUUGAUGAUGAAGAUGAAGAUGAAGAGAAAAUAGUGAUUGAUUCAUUUGAAAAAGAGAUUGAGUUGUUGUUGAAGCUAGAAAAAAUGGCUUCUAUAAAUAAUGAUCUCGAGAAAGAGAAAUUUAGUAUUUUUAUGGAACUUGAGAAGUUUAAGGAAGACAUGAUUAUUUCAUUUGUGGAUAUGAAAUUAAAAGAUAGCUUUGAUCUUGAAAUGUCAUCAUGCAAACUUCAACAUGAAUUGGAAAUGAAUGUUGAAGAGUUGAGAAUACAAAAAGAGGAAAACAAGAGACUUUCAAUCAUGUUAAAAGAUCAGAAACAUGAGAUUGAAGAAGCUAAUUUUGAAGCUUUACAAUGUGAAGUCUAUGAAAGUGUUGUGAAAAGCAAUGUACUUGAAACUGUUGUUGAUGAAAAGAACAUUUUGAUAGAAUCAUUGAAGGAAGAUGUGAAAAGAAUUAGUUGUGAAAAAGAUGAAAAGGAAGAGGAAUUGAAGGUUUAUGAAAAGUCAGUGGAAGAGCUAGAAUGCACUGUGAAUGUACUAGAGAACCAGAUUAAGAUGGUGAAAGGAGAUGCAGAAAGACAACGGUUGCAAAGGGAGGAGGUAGAAGUAGAGCUUCAUGCUUUGAAACAAAGCAAUGAUUCUGUUAUGCAAAGAGAUUUAGAUGAAAAAGAGAAAGAGCUUCAAGAUCUUCUUAGACGCAACAUCAUUCUUCAAAAAGAAAUCAUCUCCAAAGAUGCAGAGAUCAUUGAGUUGAAUCUCCAAAAGGUUCAAUCUAGAGAAUAUAAUGAGAAAAUUAAGGAAAUGGAGGAAAUGGCUGAUGUGAAUGUGACAUCUCCCUACAACAUAAAUUCACCAUUAAAAAGAGUUGAGAGAAGUGGAUCAAGGUCAAAGGGUCAACAUGGUUCUUCUCCUUUUAAGAGCAUAAGAUUAGGGUUUGUACAACAAGUGAACUGUGAGAAGGAUGAAGAGCUAAUUUCUGCAAGAAUUCGUAUUCAAGAGCUUGAAGCAUUGGUUGCAAGUUGGCAAAAGGAGAAUAAUGAGGGUGUUAAGCAACAACAAUUGCUUACAAUGGAAAAUGAAAUGUUAAAGAAUGAGAUCGAUAAUCUCAAGAAGAAUGUGAUGGAGCUUGAAGUUGAAGGACAACAAAAUCUCCAACAACAAAUCCAUCAUCAUGCCAAAAUAAAGGAGGAGAACAAUGUGUUGAAGGCACAAAAUGAUGAAAUCAGUCAUAAGUUGAAAAGGGCAGAAGUAAUAAUUAGACGGGUGAAAGAAGAGCUUGCUAACUUACGUGCAACUAGUGAAAGAAAGCCUUGCUGACGUGGAAUACCUAAAAUUUCAUUAGUAAACAAUUGAAAGAACAAAACCAAC